UUUGGGCUAUUUAAAUAGUUUGUUUUAUUCCAUGAGUAAAUAGGUCAUAGUGUUAUUAUCAUUUAAACAUUUAUUGUAUUUUAUAUAAUUGUGUACGUUGAAAUAUGUUAUUCUACUUUAAUUAACUGUCAAUUGUUCUCACAGAAAUGCUGUUUACAAUGGACCUUCCACAGCAUGGUUACAGAGCAAGUGUUUUGAAGGAGUUCCCACAUAUGCUGAGCACUCGUUGGCUGCAUUUCCAUCACUCUGCAGUCCGACUCAUCCCAAACCAUCUCAAUAUGGUUGAGGUCGGGGGAUUGUGGAGGCCAGGUCAUCGGAUGCAGCACUCCAUCACUCUCCUUCUUGGUCAAAUAGCCCUGACACGGCCUGGAGCAAAGCCAAGAGCUCGUGCUGGUCCCCACACCGGGGACCCUCUCCUCUUUGCAGAUACCAGUUCUGCAGCACCACCAAUGAACAAUCAGCGUUAUUACACUCCUGGAUACAACAUUGGAGGGGCUCCAGUUGGAGGACCAGCGGAUGCUGGGGUCAACAACCUGUUUGCUGACCCAAUGGCCAGUGCAGCCAUGAUGUAUGGCUCUUCCCUGGCCAACCAGGGAAAGGAAAUUGUUAACAAGGAGAUCAGCAGGUACGUGUCUGUGAACAAGCUGAAGUACUUCUUUGCCGUCGAUUCCAAAUAUGUAAUGAAGAAACUACUGCUCCUCGUGUUCCCGUACACACAUCAGGACUGGGAAGUUCGUUACCACAGGGACACUCCUCUCACACCCAGGCAUGAUGUGAAUGCGCCCGACCUUUACAUACCUUCAAUGGCUUUCAUCACCUACAUUUUGCUAGCUGGGAUGGCCCUUGGCAUUCAGAAGAGGUUCAGUCCAGAAGUCCUUGGUCUGUGUGCCAGCACUGCUUUGGUGUGGGUCGUCAUAGAGGUCUUGGUCAUGUUGCUGUGUCUCUACAUUCUCUCUGUUCACUCUGACAUUUUUGACCUCUUUGCAUACAGUGGAUACAAAUAUGUGGGAAUGAUUUUCACAGUGCUGGGUGGUCUGCUGUUUGGCAGUGAUGGGUACUUCGUGGCUCUAACUUGGUCAUCUUGUGCUCUUAUGUUUUUCAUUGUCCGCUCUCUCAAAAUGAAGAUUCUGUCGUCUCUCUCCCAUGACUCCAUGGGGGCUGGGGCGACAGCCAAACCAAGACUCCGCCUGUACAUCACCGUGGCCACCGCAGCCUUUCAGCCAAUCAUUAUCUACUGGCUCACCUCGCAUCUGGUCAGGUGACCUGGUACAGGGUCUGACCCUGUGGGUCAUUAGUAUCAAACAAAACAAACAAAAAAAAUGUUGAUGCUUUCUACAAACUUGGCUCUUGCGGGUGUCAUUUACCUACAUACCAGCUCAUCUGCCAGGGAAAGCGGGAUGAUGGAUAUCGAGCUGUAUCUUGUGUUCAGCUUGUGGGUUAAAGCUUAAAAUUAACAUUUUAGUUUUUACUUCUGUUGGUGAGACUUUUGCAUGCAAGACAUCACUUGUCACGAUGAGUGUUUUACAGUCAUUUUUGGCCACCUUAUUUAUAAAGAAAGAAGGGCUUUGUAUUCAUGAAAUUGGAAUUUAUGGUUAUGAUAAACCUUUGUCACACUCCAGUUCUUCCUCUAAAGUUUCUUGCGAAUGUUGUCCGUUUGGGCUUACCAGAAAUGUUGCAAUGUGGUUAAAUGGAAAAUGAUUGAGAUAUUUUUUUAUUUUAUUUUACCAGGUAAGUUGAUUGAGAACACUCAUUUACAGCAACAACCUGGGGAAUAGUUACAGGGGAGAGGAGGGGGGACUUGGGAGGAUGUGUUAUCAGUGCCCUCUUCUGCAUUUGAACCUUCUCUGUUAAUCCAUCCUUUUUAUUAUGUAUCUAAACUUUGUGGAGCAUGAACAAGUUUUAUUAUUUUUGUAAAAAUAAAAUAGAAUAUAAUUGUA
Molecule: messenger RNA, 1937 nt
Organism: Oncorhynchus gorbuscha (pink salmon)
Lineage: Eukaryota; Metazoa; Chordata; Actinopteri; Salmoniformes; Salmonidae
Product: protein YIF1A-like
Exons: 10
Coding region: 147-1262 (371 amino acids)
Biological process (GO): endoplasmic reticulum to Golgi vesicle-mediated transport
Cellular component (GO): COPII-coated ER to Golgi transport vesicle; Golgi membrane; endoplasmic reticulum-Golgi intermediate compartment
Source: RefSeq, a predicted model, not a curated record